UUGACAAAUAGCUUUUGCGGCGUUACUUCAACAUACACCCAUCGGUCACAAUUCAGUGGCCAGACACUGUGUGUGUUCCUAUUAUUUAUUCAAAUUUAUUUUUAAGAUUUAAUCUAGAUUUACGCACCAGAUCUACUGUUGCUAAAGGGACUACUCACACCUCCGGUAUAUCAAUCAGUAUUGUAAUUUCAAUGUUCAGUGGCCUUCCUUUAUUGGUUCACAUCUUGUUCGGCUUUCUUGUCUUCGCAACUAGUUUGCUUUUCAGUUCUAAUGCCUUUCUGCCAUUUCAAUACUCCAGCCUACCCGAUUGGAACGUCUAAAAUAUAUUCUAUAUCUGAGCAAGGACUCUUACUCCACUAGGAUUCUUCAAACAACGUUUACUGUCAUAGCAAGAAGAACGAUCUGAAGAAGCGUAAAUUGUAAAAAAGGAUUGAAGUGAGAUGGAAGCUUUGACCUCAUGCGAAUAGAACGAAACUGUGAAUUAGAAUAAUGCUCUGUAAUGUCUAAGAAUCGGCUUCAGAAAUUCAGCGGUUGAAGCUGUUGGAAUUGGAUAUUAAAAUUCCGCUGAAACAUCGACGGUCAUGAUUUUAGUAAAACUGUUAGGGAAAUAUUUCACCACUCCUUCUCUUGGCGUUUUAUCACUCAUGCAUAUCCUUAAACCGCGCAUACGUGGAUAUGUACUGUAAUAUAAACAAAUACUACAGCCGCUACUUAAUCAGCAUCGCUAGUAGUGGCAGCAGACGUUUUGAAAUGUAUUAGAUACUAAUAGACCUCCACUAAUAAUUCCAAAAAAAAUGUAAAAACAAACUUUUGUCUUUACAAUUCGCGCCUCGGCAUAUCAUAUAAACAACAAAUGCGAAAAAAUAUUACAAAUUUGUAAAACAACAACUAAAAGCACUAACAUGCACAGCGGCAAGCUUGAAAGUCUGAGAAGCGCCGCCACAGCGGACAAGCAAACAAACAACAACAAUAGUGCGAUUUUCUCAGAUAUAAAAGCCGUUAAGCAUCUGGCAAACGACAUUCAGUCAAUCGAAUUCGAAGUCAAAGGUGGAUUUUAGACAGAAAGCGUUAAAUUUUUCGUGUGUGAAAAAAAACCGUACAAAUAAAUAGCAGCAACAUGAAGUGUGCUCCAAUAAUCGUCGCAGCCGUGCUCACUCUUUGCUUCACAACAACAACAACUUAUGCCGAUUCUGUGUUGGAUAAUGCGGCGGCAGAGUCCACGAAUGAUGAGCAGCUCGAGACGGCAGCCAGCAGUUUGAAUCCACUGGACGAGACACAUAAGCAAGAAAAGCGUUAUAUUGGCGGCGCAUGGGAUCCAUACUCAACGCGUGUCGGCUUGGAUGGCGGUUCGUUGUAUAAUUCCGGUUAUGGUGGUUAUGGCAAUUACGCUGGUUACAGUGGUAUUGGUGGGCUCGGCGGCUAUGGUGGUUACGGCUCACCCGGCUAUGGCAACUAUGCUGGCUACGGCACUACUGGCUACGGUCCCUAUGGCGGUUAUGGCAGCCCUUACUCCUACUACAAUGCGCGCUUCGGUGGUGGUUAUCCCUACUCGCGUUUGGGCUACAAUUACCCCUCCAGCUAUUACAGUGGUUACUCGAACAGCGUGGUAGGCGGUGGCUUGGGCGCUCUUGGAGGUGGUGUAGUGCCACCUGUAGGUGGCGUUGGCAUCAGCACUGGCUAUCAGUAUGGGCCGGGCAUCUCGGGUACGGUCUACUAAAAGCCAAUAGGGGAACUCGACCUAUGAGCGAAAACAGUAGCUGUACGAAAACUCAGACAAGGCUAAGUUUGUUACGGAAGGCUGCCAAAUAAAUUUCGACUUUGUAAUGCAUACUGAUUAAUAGA
This is a messenger RNA of Anastrepha obliqua, 1842 nucleotides long. RefSeq names its product claw keratin. Bases 1118 to 1717 code for a protein of 199 amino acids. NCBI's taxonomy places the organism in Eukaryota, Metazoa, Arthropoda, Insecta, Diptera, Tephritidae. The transcript is spliced from 4 exons. The record is from RefSeq and is a predicted model, not a curated record.